Molecule: messenger RNA, 8139 nt
Organism: Chroicocephalus ridibundus (black-headed gull)
Lineage: Eukaryota; Metazoa; Chordata; Aves; Charadriiformes; Laridae
Gene: CREBRF
Product: CREB3 regulatory factor
Exons: 10
Coding region: 301-2316 (671 amino acids)
Biological process (GO): regulation of transcription by RNA polymerase II; response to unfolded protein
Cellular component (GO): nucleus
Molecular function (GO): RNA polymerase II transcription regulatory region sequence-specific DNA binding; DNA-binding transcription factor activity, RNA polymerase II-specific
Source: RefSeq, a predicted model, not a curated record
GAGGGGGGCGAGUCACGCGAUUUCCGGGAACCCGUCAGGAAGGGACAUAAACAAAACAAACCCCGAAGCCGCAUGGAGGGUCCGGGCCGGAGCGCGCGGGGCGGCGCCCCCUGCUGAGCCCCGGCCGCCCGAAGUCUACAAAUAGAAGAGCUCCAUCAGGGUGAACUAAAGUUAUCCUAAGGAAAAAUUUCGUUGCAUGGAUUGUGUAAACUCACUGAGACUGAAGUAAAGCUGGAAAGGAAUCUACAAGUGAAUAAAACAAGAAGUUUGGAAUUGGAUUUGGGGAAUCUGGGCUUGGAAAUGCCUCAGCCCAGUGUGAGUGGAAUGGACCCUCCUUUUGGGGAUGCCUUUCGGAGCCAUGUGUUUUCAGAGCAGACUCUGAUGAGCACGGAUCUCUUGGCAAGCAGUUCAGAUCCAGACUUCAUGUAUGAACUGGACAGAGAAAUGGACUAUCAGCAAAGCUCCAGAGACAACUUACUUUCAAUGGAGGACUGCAAAGACCUUGAGAACUUGGAUUCUUUUACAGACAUCCUGGAUAAAGAAGCUGCUCUCACCUCAAAGUGGGAACAGUGGGACACCUACUGUGAAGACUUAACUAAGUACACUAAAUUAACCAGCUGUGACAUUUGGGGAACAAAAGAGGUGGAUUAUUUGGGCCUUGAUGACUUUUCAAGCCCUUACCAAGAUGAAGAGGUGAUAAGCAAAACACCGACACUGGCUCAGCUUAACAGUGAGGACUCCCAACCUGUUUCUGAUUCACUCUACCCUGAUUUGCUCUUUAGUGUAAAACAAAACCCUUUAAAUCCUUUGUUACCUGGCAAAAAAAUUGCAACCAGAGCAGCAGCCCCAGUCUGUUCCUCCAAGAACGUUCAGGCUGAGGCACCUUUGUCGGACUGUGUUCAGAAGGCAAGCAAACCUGCGACUCAGCCUGCUUCCAGUACACAAAUCAUGGUGAAGACCAAUGUGUACAAUAACGAAAAGGUGAACAUUCAUGUUGAAUGUAAAGACUAUGUUAAAAAGGCAAAAGUAAAGAUCAAUCCUUUACCACAGAGCAGACCAGUGCUGAGCCAGACACAUGCUGAUGCAGCAAAGGAAAACACCUGCUAUUGCGGUGCUGUAGCAAAGAGACAAGAAAGAAAAGGAAUAGAGUCCCCGCAUAGUCACAGUACGCCUCCUGUUUUGCCUUUCAAAGAGACUCAAGAACUGCUCCUCAGUCCACCCCAGGAAACCCCAGGGCUUAUUGUGGGGGAGAGCAGUCUUUCCGCCAGCACAUCAGUGUCAGAUUCUUCACAGAAGAAAGAAGAGCACAACUAUUCUCUUUUUGUAACAGACAGUUUGGGUGAACAGUCAGCCAAAGGAGACCCUGAGGAAGAUGAGGAUGAUGAGGACGAUAUUGAAGAUGAGGACCACGAUGAAGGAUUCGGCAGUGAGCACGAGCUGUCUGAAAAUGAUGAUGAGGAAGAAGACUAUGAGGAUGAUAAAGAUGAUGACAUCAGUGAUACUUUCUCAGAACCAGCAGUAACACUUAGUGGGUCUUCAAAGGAUCCUGAAUUCUUCUCUUCUGCAUGUAGAAAUGGAGCCUUAACAACAGAAAUAAGAACUAACCUUCACCUAGAAGGGUAUGAAAAUGAUUCUGUGGAAGAUUUAAAAGAAAUGACUGCAAUAUGCUCUCGGAAAAGAGGCAAGCGAAGAUACUUCUGGGAGUACAGCGAGCAACUAACACCAUCACAACAAGAAAGAAUGCUGAGGCCGUCUGAGUGGAAUCGAGAUACGUUACCAAGUAACAUGUAUCAGAAGAACGGUCUCCAUCACGGAAAAUAUGCAGCAAAGAAGUCACGAAGGACUGAUGUAGAAGACCUGACUCCUAAUCCCAGAAAACUUCUACAGAUUGGUAAUGAAUUGAGGAAGCUGAAUAAGGUGAUCAGUGACCUGACGCCAGUCAGUGAACUUCCCUUAACUGCCAGACCAAGGUCAAGAAAAGAAAAGAACAAGCUGGCUUCCAGGGCUUGUAGACUAAAAAAGAAAGCCCAGUAUGAAGCCAAUAAAGUAAAACUCUGGGGUCUCAACACGGAAUAUGAUAAUUUACUGUUUGUGAUCAACUCCAUUAAACAAGAAAUAGUUAAUCGGGUGCAGGUACCUAAAGACGACAGAGGAGUCAACAUGGAACAAAAGUUGCAUGUACUUAUUAAAGACACUCUUGGACUACCUGUAGCUGGACAGACAUCAGAAUUUGUGAAUCAAGUUUUAGAGAAGACUGCAGAAGGAGACCCCACUGGUGGCCUUGUAGGGCUACGAAUACCGAUGUCAAAAGUUUAAGACAUGACUUCAGCAGUUCUCAUCAGUCAGAUUCUACCUGUGUUGUCAAGUACUUCAUUGUAAAUUGCAUUCUGGUCUGCAUGUCAGUUUAGCUUUAUGGAAACACUUACCUUUAGGUUCCAUUGUUUUUAAAUAACAAUGUAGUACAACAAAUCAAAGCAUGAUAUAAAAUGCUUAAUAGCAUUUUUGGAGCAUAAACCAGAUAGUUUCAAAGCUGCUUUAAGCUUAAAUACAGAGAUGAGGAUUCUUUUUAAAAUUAAGUUAUCUAGGACCAGAAUAUAUCGCUUUUAUUUUAGAAGUAAAAACAUUGUUUUGCUAGUAAAAAUUUUUAGCAUAUGCCAGACAUUGUGACAGGUUUAUGCUCCAAGUAAAAUAAGAGGAAGCAUUUUUUUGGUAAAGCUGUCGAUUUAGGGAGUUUUUUGUUCCUUUUUUUUUUUUAAUAAUUGGAUUUUCUUUUGUUCUUAAAAUACAGUGAGCUUUCUUUGCAACCAUUAACUUGUACAUAGCACACGUGGCAUUAGAGCUAGUGUGCCAUAUAAGACUUUAAUUUUCUGAGCUUAAUAUAGUAUUUAAAUGUCUGUGCAAGCAAGAGAAAAAAAGUAUAUUCUUUGUGCCUUGUAUUUUGGGGGGAGAGCUAUCAGUAUAAGCUGGUAAAGUUUUGUAUGAAGAAAACCCUGAGGGGAAAAACCGAGAUGUGCAGAUGGUAAGAUUAUAGGUUUUAAUGUAUUUGUUCCAGCUCUUAAAAUUUUUGAAUGUAUAUAGGAAUAUGUUGAAAAUGUAGAUAUAUGCCACAGAGUCUAUGUAUUGUAUAAAAGAUGGCUCUAGAAAACUCAAUUUCGGUACUUUGGCCGGAAGAAAACAAAUACUUGCACAUUAAUGCGAUUGUUUAUUUUUGUACCAAAGACAAAUGCAACUGAUAUGGCGAACUGCCAGUCUAAGUAAAGUUUUGCACAGCUUAUAUGAUACUGUACUGAAUGUAAAAACAAAUGAAAAAAGAAAAAAAAAUUAAAGGUCAGGGUUAGGGAUCUUACUGAACUGUGAAUUUUUUUGUUUGGGUCCAAUUAUCUACAGAAGGAGCAUUCAUACAUAACAAUAUUAUUUUGCUGUUCUUGUAGUUCGCUUCCAUGGUAGAUAAGUUGGUGUCCGUCUCGGAGUCUUUAGAUCUUUUUUCUCUGCACUUACUGUAGGAGAUUUUAAUAUAUUUGGAUUUUAGUAAGCUAUUGGUAAAAUAGUUUUCAACUUUGAGAAUUUAAAAAAAUAUUUAGCUUGUUGUAGUAUACUUCCACCAAACAACCAAAAUAAAAUUAUUUUUAUUGUAAUGUGUAUAUAUGUAAAGAGAAAAAAGAGCUACAAAUAUCUAAUUCCUUAGUUGCCACUUUUCCAGUUGAUGUAUUAUUAUGCAUGUGAUGUUUCCAAGAAUCAACACAAGCUUCAAACAAAACAAAAAAAAAAUUUAUAGACUUUUAUAUUUUUGUACAGGUAUUUCGAAACUAGCUUCUUCGAACUUAUAUGUGACUUAUUCUUGUUAAUUCAGUAGUUUCUAUGAUUGAGGAAUAUUAACACACAGUUCUUAUUUGCUCUUCUGCUAAUAAGAGUUGGCUUUGUAGUCAGUGUUAACGUACAGAUUAAAAGCUUUAGCCUUUGAUGCGAAAGUCCUUUAUCUCAAGGCAAGAUCAUUCUCUGGUUUCAUGGACCCCCCCCCUUUUCCUCCUUGUUCUUUCUCUCCCUAUUUAAAGAUGACAAAACACUGUUUACUGAAAAUAGAAAUACCAAAUAUUUUUAAAUGUAGCUGCUGAAAAAAAAUGCAAAAGUCCAUGAAGGCUUUUUCCCCACUCCCUUUGGGGAAUUUCUCCACUUCAUUUCUAGUUGUCUGAGUUUGUUUGUACUGUGAUUCCUUUUUGUUUAUAAGUAGAUUAUUUUUAUAUCCAAGCUUGUACUAUAAAAACAAGUCUAAAUCGGUAAUAGUGCAGUAAGAGUGGCUGAUGAAGGUGGCAGUCCUGCCACAUACUUGUGAGUGUGCACACAGCUUACUUUGUAUCUAAAUAUUUUGGAGGACUCAAAAGGGAGGAGGAGGCCAAAAUACCACUACUGAGCUGUACAGAAAGUCUUUCCUACAAGAGACUGAACAAAUACCCAGGGCAAUUUAGGCAAAACUUUGUAAAUCCACUUAAGACUUGCAAAAUCUGAGUGGAAUGUGGGUGUUUUUGUUUCAGGUGUUUUUGUUGUUGUUGUUAGGGUGAGGUGAGAUUUGGCUGCUGCUUUACACAGUGGGUCAGAUGUAUUCCUAUUGUAAUUAUUGCCAACGUUGCAGUUAUUCUGGAGAUGCAUAUGGCCCAUAAAACCCCGACAGAGAAUGUCUCUUGUGAAGUUAAGGCCACGUCUGUACCAAGAUUCGAAUACUGUUGUUCCUUUCUGAUGAAUGGUGUUAACGCACUGCUCGGAUGCGAGAGGUCCUUACGCCAUAUCCAAACUGUCGACGAGGCAGCAUUUCUAAACAUUAAAAGAGCAGUUUUGCAAUCGGGUAAAAACUUUUGUGACAAACUGACAAGGUAUUGAAAAACCCCUUUUUUACUGCUCGGCAAUACUGGGCAAAUAUAACUUUAUAGCUUUUUAUUUUUGUCUGAAAACCAGAAUAUGAUUUUGGUCUAGCAUUUCAAAGUAGACGUUGAAUCCUUAGUGAAUUCCAUACCCCUGCAUUUCAGUGUUUUCUAUGUAUUAUUUUAAGUUAAAGCUUUUAAAUAGUUGAGCUUUUUAAUGUUGACACUUUAUUUUGUACCUAUUUAUAUGUAUGUAUAUCUUAGAAAAGCACUUUGUUUAAAAAAAAAAAAAAAGAAACUGCAUUUUAUAUGAUUCCUGCCACUUGCUGCUAACUCUGGGCUGGUCAGAAUGCUGCAGCGAUACUUGAUAUAAAUAAAACCUGGCAGUAAAAUGUAGAGUAAAGAUAAGACCUUUUGCUGGUUUAACUUUAUCAUAAAGGUGACAUAGGCAAGCUGUGCAGCUUUACAUUUUAACCAGGGGACUCUGUGGCAUUUAAACCGUCUAGAAAUGGUUGUACUUUAAUGCCAGUAACAAUCUGCUUCCUCUAGUGUCAUUAAAAUAUAUACAUUUAGUGUAUACUUAUCACAAACAAAAAUCUUAUAAGGGUAUAAAAACCAACAAAUGUACAUGUUUUUGGCAAUUGUGGCAUGCAUUUUUGGAUGAUCUUUAGAGAAGACCAUUUUCUAAAGAUUUUCAAUGUUCAUACAUGGUAUGUGGAUCUUAAUGAAGUCCUGGAUUUUUUUGUUUGUUUUUGAGUGUAGGCAUUGUGAAUAUUCACUUUUAAUCCUAUAUCCAAAAAACAAUUAUACAUUUUUGAUUUAAUACAAACAAAAGCUCUUCCUUUUUCUGAUACACUGGAUUCUCUAGAAUUUGUUUCCAUAUUAAAAGCAUGCUGUCAUAACUGCUCUUGUUGAGAUCUCGCCAGUCUGAACUUAGGUGCCACACUUCGAAUUGAUGGACUGCUUGUUCUGCUGUACCAUGUAUGAUUCUCGUCCUUUCCUACUUCCUUCAUGACAGAUGAUGAUGUGGCUUUAUAUUGUGCCUUACUUGUACAUCUAGGACUAACUGUUUUUCGUUCCCUCUGAAUUCUUUAAACCUAACCCUUCUGAAAUUGAAUCAGAACUGAUAGAAGCAUCCUCAAGAAAGUCUGGAUAGAUCUGACUUCAGUUUCUCUCAAUAGUCGUCCUUUUGUAUUUAUACGGAAGACCAGUUUUUGAAUGGCCUUGCAAAAUGUGGGGGUGCUCAUGAAGGGUGUUUUUUAGCCCUAAACCCCUUUUGCUAACGCUUCCUUUUAUGGUUUAUUGAACACGUGUACUGAUAUUUGGCGAGUACUUUUUUUUGGAUGAGAGAGACUUACUACUAAAGCUAUGUUUACGUGUGGAUGGGCUGGAUUUUCUUAUCAUACCAGUUGAAAUCAUUGUGAUUUAAUGAAGUUGCAUUGCUGUAAAGCUGAUGUGAGUGAGAAUCAGGCUCAGCUGCGUUCAGUUCCUAAUUCUUUUAUAGAUAGACUUUUUUCCAUACUAAGAGGGCCAGGAAAAAGUUUUUUUUUAAAAAAAUAAAUAAACAAAAAACCCAACCCUAAAAUGGAUGAAGGGUCUUUUAACUAACCUAAAAGCAACCAGACACUUGUGAAAUAGUGGUGUCAGUUUUGACUUUAUUUUUAAAAAAUCCCUCCCCCAAAUAUUUAUCUGAUAUUUGCCUUCAUUAAUAACAGUUAGCUUAUUCACAAAAUAUAAAGACUGGACGUGCUUUUCUUUUCUGUAAAUCAUUUAAACAUAGCUAUUUUUUUAAAGCUCUAAAAGGCUUUAUCAGGAGAAUUUCAAAGGGUUGUAUACAAGUUGCCUUCAGCAGAAAUAGCAAAUGCAAUUCUGUUGCUCAAACGUGCUUGCUAGUCUUCCUGAAAUUCUGUUGAGGCAUAACCCAAUUAUGUACCAUGAAUGUUAGGAUCUGUAUUUGGCCUUGAGACCUGAAUUUCAAGAAUGCAUCUAAUCAUGAUUUUAUUUUCAUUUUAAGUUGGAGGCUUCAGUUGGAAUCAUCUAGUUAAGUGUGCUGCUAGAUGUGGUCUUGGCUUAUUGACACAGCCUUGUACACAGCUGAGGUUUAUUUUGUUUACCCCAGGGAUCGUUUGAAGUACAUUUCAAACAGUUACUGCUUCAGUGACUGAUUCUUCUUGUAACUGUAUUAAGGGCAUUAGUAUGUUGAGAAAACACCACUCUUAAUAUCUCCCAAUAUGAAUUGGGAUUCUUUAAUGUCAUUAAUGAAAGAUGGCACUUUUAGGUUAUAUCUUCUUUGCAGCAUACAAAAAUGUCUCUAUCUAUCUACAAUUUACAUUUCACAAUAUGCCAUGUUUUUUCCACCAAUGCUUCUAGCCUGUUUAAGUGUGUUUGCGCACUAAAUUAUAAUCCUCAGCCUCUUAGACAUUCAUGAGCUUCCUUCCACGAGAGCAAAUACUGACUAUGCAUUUAUUGUCUUUCUAACGAGCUGUGGAGCCAGAGCUAUUUUAAGCCACACUUUUCUGUUGGUUUUUGUUUUCAUAAAGAAAAAAAAGAAACUCCAAUCUUUUUAGAUAACGUCAGUGUUCAGAGUUUUUCUUGAGUUAAGAAUAUUCUGUAGUCGGGUAUCUGUGUAAGUCAGAUUUGUGUGAGUUACCUAGCUACAAUAAGGAAAACUUCUGGAUUGGAUUUGAUAUUGGCAAAAGCACACUCCACCCUAUCAAAAUAUUCUGAUUAAGAAACAGAACCUAGUAGUACCACUUAAUUUUAUUAAUCUUCCUUAUAAUGAUGGAUAUUCAUACGUUCUGAUUUUAAUCAUCUAUGCUCCCACGAUAUUAUGUCCAAGUAAAACUUACUGCUCAGUAUUUGUGGUUGGGUGAACUCUUAAGGCUGACGGCAUGUGUGGAUGUCAGUGGUUGACAAGCGAAAAAAAAAAAAAGGCAUUUUAAACAAAACAUGGCAUCCUGUUCUUCCUAUGCUUGGGGUCAUGAUUGUAAUGCUGUCCUUGAUAUUCUAUAAUCAACUUCCAACUGGAGCUCAGAAAAACUUACUGAAAGUCUUGUCUCUGUUAAAAAAUAAAUUUACCUUGUUAAAAGCAUGAUCUGUUAAGAGUUGCAAUGUUUAAUGUUGGUUAAUAGUUGUGCAGUUUUUAUUUUUUUGAAAAGAGGCACAAUUAAACUAUUGACUUUGUUUACUCUGUCACCCUUGAUCCCUAGCACUUCUAUUCAGAUACAAAUUCAUCAAUGUAUGCAACAUCCUUUGUAAUUUAAAAUAAAAAUUGUGGAGGAAAUAC